GCGCGUUUCUCUUCCCUCAGGCGUGGCGGUGCAUGGCGCCGGCUCGGCCGGGCAGCGCGGCGGAGGAGGGAGCCGCCGGAGCCGCGGAGCCGGGCGCUCCCGCCAUGGCCACCGCCACCUGGCGCUACCGCGGGGACCCCGGUGCGGAGCAGCCGGCAGCGCUGGCGCAGUUCUCCAACGGCAGGCUGCAGCGGGCCGAGGCCAUGCGGUUCACCGUCUACCGGAACGCGAGCAGCGCGCAUCCCCGGAAGAAGCACCAGCGGAUCCUGGUAUCGGAAAGCGAAAGGCUUUCUUACGUGGGGAAUAACUUCGACAGCGUAGUUAAGAAGUAUAACUCCCUGUGCAGGUAUUUUGUGGGUGUGUUAGACAAGGACUCUGGGCAGAUGGAUGUCUAUAAUGCUGAAAUAUUCAACAUGCAGCCCUUGCUGUCAGGUAACGUAAUGCCUGAUGACACAAAGGAUUACCAGAAUAAAUCCUACAGGGAGAAGAUGGAUUUGUGCAUCGAGGCCUUUGGUACCAGCAAGCAGAAGCGAGCACUGAACUCUCGGCGGAUGAAUGCAGUGGGCAAUGACGUUGUGAAUACGGCUGUGACAAAAGCAGCAGCAAAUGUUAUAGAGGCAAAGGGAGUAACAGCUUUGAUCCAGGAUGUGGCCCAAGAUGAGGAACAGAACAUCUCCAUCUUCCUCCCACCGUGUAAUGAAGAUGCUGACAAACCAGAAAACGUUUACAAGUUUGAGGACAUUCUGUCCCCUGCAGAGUAUAAAGCAUUGGAGGUUCCAGCAGCAGUCUUUGUUAACAUCACUCAGGAAGAAAUCACUAAGAAGACAGAAGAUAAAAGCCAUUGCUCCUUUGUUUUAGAGGAGCUGAAGUUCUUGCCUGCCAAUGAGGAGAGCAGAGAUCGCAAAGCCCGAUGCCUUUGGUUCCUGGACACCCUUAUUAAGUUCAGCCACCUGAAAGUGAUCAAGAAGAAGAAUCCAAUGGGUCCCGAAUGCCCCCACAUUAUUAGCAAGAAGCUCAUGAAGAAUUUCACUUCACUGACCUACAACAAUGGCAGUGUCCAGAAUUUAGUCUCUGCAUCAAUGAAGGCUAAAAUCACAGCGUAUGUCAUUGCGCUGGCUCUGCACAUCAACAACUUCCAAACGGACCUCACCGUCCUGCAGAAUGACCUGAAGCUCCAAGAGAGCAGGAUGAUGGACAUCGCAAAGGCCAUGCGGUUGAAGAUCUCCAAGGCAAAGGGGCUGCCGGGACUGGGGGAUGAUCAUAACCACAAGCUGGGCACGCUCUCUCUCCCCUUGCCGGUGCAGAAGGCGUCAGUGAGCCAGCGGAAGCGCAAGAAAAUGAACUGAAGCUCCGGGAGGUGCGAGCGGGGCAGAGCGGUUCCUUCCUCAGUGCGGUUCUGCACACACAGCACCACGAGGAUGUCGGGUCUGGCCACUCAGCAUCAGCACCUGGCCCUGCCCAGACCCUGUCGUGAGGCCGGGCUGGAGCAGGCGCUCGCCUCAGUAAGCUGCUGCCUUUUUGUAUUUAUGCAGGAAAAGCUAUAAUAAAGCAUCUGUCGUUCUUCCUGUCUGCA
Columba livia (rock pigeon) is the source of this 1573-nucleotide messenger RNA. It is a transcript of the gene POLR1E, whose product is annotated as RNA polymerase I subunit E. Lineage: Eukaryota; Metazoa; Chordata; Aves; Columbiformes; Columbidae. The record is from RefSeq and is a predicted model, not a curated record. Gene Ontology annotation, biological process: transcription elongation by RNA polymerase I; DNA-templated transcription; RNA polymerase I preinitiation complex assembly. The coding region runs from base 33 to 1346 and encodes 437 amino acids. Gene Ontology annotation, molecular function: DNA binding. Gene Ontology annotation, cellular component: RNA polymerase I complex. The transcript is spliced from 12 exons.